CGCAUGUAGAUGACGACACAACAGCUCGUCUUCGCUUUUUUUUGCGUUGCUCGGCUGACAGUGGAAUAGCAGCGGGCGGAGAGAGAAGGAAUAUAGAGCUUGUGUUAGAAGUUCAGGAUGGCGGCAGGAGGUGCUCCUGGUACUGGACUGGUGGGUGAUGUGGAAGAGGAUGCGUCUCAACUUCUUUUUCCGAAAGAAUUUGAGAAUGCAGAAACUCUACUAAACUCUGAAGUUCAUAUGCUACUAGAGCACCGCAAGCAGCAGAAUGAGAGUGCUGAGGAUGAACAGGAGCUGUCUGAAGUCUUCAUGAAAACAUUAAACUAUACAGCCCGUUUUAGCCGCUUCAAGAAUCGUGAGACUAUUGCCAGUGUCCGCAGCUUGCUGCUCCAAAAAAAACUGCACAAGUUUGAGCUGGCCAGUUUGGCUAACUUGUGUCCAGAGGCUGCUGAGGAGGCCAAAGCACUCAUUCCCAGCUUGGAAGGUCGCUUUGAAGAUGAAGAGCUUCAACAAAUCCUGGAUGAUAUUCAAACAAAAAGGAGUUUUCAGUAUUAGCAAGAAUCAUCCUCCAUUCAGGACACCCUGCAAUGCAAAUUUCCAUAUGAAGGUUUUCCAUAGUAAAACUAUUGUGCUCAUUGAACUCGGAGAUUUAAUGCUAGACCUUAAUCACUAUGCCAUCUCCUUUUUUUUUUGUUUUUAAACAUAAAAAUGGAAAAAAACUCCUUCCUGUUGUAUAAAAUGUGCAUUGGAAAAAUUAUACUUCUGUGAAAAAGCAAAGCAUUUCUAUAAGGACUAUUCAACUCUUAAGUACAAUGCACAUUUUUUGUAUGGUGUAAACAUUUUACACAGUGUAUAAUAAAUGAUUAACUAUUAUUACCA
Messenger RNA from Polypterus senegalus (gray bichir), 876 nucleotides. RefSeq names its product RNA polymerase II subunit D (gene polr2d). The record is from RefSeq and is a predicted model, not a curated record. Gene Ontology annotation, biological process: mRNA export from nucleus in response to heat stress; transcription initiation at RNA polymerase II promoter; nuclear-transcribed mRNA catabolic process, deadenylation-dependent decay. Gene Ontology annotation, cellular component: RNA polymerase II, core complex; P-body. The transcript is spliced from 4 exons. The coding region runs from base 118 to 552 and encodes 144 amino acids. Gene Ontology annotation, molecular function: nucleotide binding; translation initiation factor binding. NCBI's taxonomy places the organism in Eukaryota, Metazoa, Chordata, Cladistia, Polypteriformes, Polypteridae.